Messenger RNA from Mytilus trossulus (common blue mussel), 405 nucleotides. RefSeq names its product low-density lipoprotein receptor-related protein 8-like. The record is from RefSeq and is a predicted model, not a curated record. Lineage: Eukaryota; Metazoa; Mollusca; Bivalvia; Mytilida; Mytilidae. The transcript is spliced from 5 exons. The coding region runs from base 13 to 405 and encodes 130 amino acids.
CUUCGUCUCACCAUGAAGUGGAUCAUUCUUGCUUGCUGUGUUGCUGUUGCAUUUGGCGCUGCGAGUCGUCGUGCUGUUGAAUGUCAUGUUGACUCUGACUGCUCAUGUCCUAACCAUGGCGAAAUUGCAUCUUGUAACCAACAUAUGUGUCAAUGUUCACAUGAUCACGGAGGUGGUGGUCGACGUGCUGUUGAAUGUAAGGUCGACGCUGACUGCACAUGCCCUAACCAUGGAGAAAUUGCAUCUUGUAACCAACAUAUGUGUCAAUGCACACACGAUCAUGGAGGUGUCGGGAAAAGGGAAACUGUUGCCUGCACUAAUGUAACAACUUGUACCACUCUUUGUGCCCCAAACGUUGGUGAAUGUAAGCAUGACAAAUGCCACUGUCAUCACGAGACUCCGUAA